AUAUGUCUAUAGCUUUUUUAAAACUUAUUUCACUAAUCUUUCGAUUAGUGAGUUGGUAAAGGGCGCUUAUCAGUUGAACCUGAAAAAAAGAACUAACUUUGGUCGAAUGAUCCCGGCAAUUUUGAUUAACAGUAGUAAGAAACAAAAUUAACCUUAAUUAUUGUAGUCUUUCUAGAAUUCAAUCUUAAAUAUUUGUUGUAAAUUAUAACUAUAUUUAACAAAAAAAAAUCAAAAAUGUCUGCUCCAGGUACAGCAAUCGAGUCUUUAACUGCAGCCAUGAAGUGCAACAUAAUACCAAACCAAGAGUAUUUGUUGCAAGGAUCUGUGUUAGAUCAGUAUGUGGAAGUCUUAUUGCACAGGUUGCGGGGCUUGUGUGAUAACGUUGACAGUGGUCCAGAAACUUUUCACGAUCGUGAACUUUGUUUUACCUUGAGAGCUGCCAACACAAACACUCCUAUGGUACUUCCUCUUAGAGUAAGAAAAGCUUUAGAUGUGAAUGAUGCUCCCUACCAGUUGCGGUAUGUCGGUCAACAAGAGUUAGGGGACAAAAAUCGACCUACCAUAGUCAGAUCAUGUAUAGAUAUGGCAUGUAGUUCUACUAUUUUGGAAUUUUUAAAUGAAUUGGGUUGUCGGUUGGAUUUUGAAUAUAUUGCCAGAGGUUAUAUGUUCAGGAAAGGCAGAAUGAAAAUUACAGUGUCCAAAAUAUUUAAAAUUAAUGGCAUAGGAAAUAAACCAGGAGAAGGAGUUGAACCUAUUUCACAAAGCUAUUUAGUGGAGUUAUCGGUUCAAGCGCCAUCAGGACAAGAUGCUAUUGCUGAAGAUAUGAGAGUUUUUGCAGAACAGUUGAGACCUUUAGUGCAGUUAGAGAAAAUCGAUUUUAAACGUUUGAUAUGAAUGUGAUUUAGUAUGGCAAAUAUCAGUUCGGUUGGCAAAAUAUAUACUUUUGUAACAAUAAAAAACACACUGUAGCACCUAUUCCAAUAUAUUAGUGAUAUUAUCCA
Cylas formicarius (sweet potato weevil) is the source of this 1001-nucleotide messenger RNA. RefSeq names its product mediator of RNA polymerase II transcription subunit 18 (gene MED18). Gene Ontology annotation, biological process: regulation of transcription by RNA polymerase II; termination of RNA polymerase II transcription. The record is from RefSeq and is a predicted model, not a curated record. The transcript has a single exon. The coding region runs from base 235 to 894 and encodes 219 amino acids. Gene Ontology annotation, cellular component: core mediator complex; mediator complex. NCBI's taxonomy places the organism in Eukaryota, Metazoa, Arthropoda, Insecta, Coleoptera, Brentidae. Gene Ontology annotation, molecular function: transcription coregulator activity.